Messenger RNA from Fulvia fulva, 1380 nucleotides. RefSeq lists its product as uncharacterized. The record is from RefSeq and is a predicted model, not a curated record. The transcript has 2 exons. NCBI's taxonomy places the organism in Eukaryota, Fungi, Ascomycota, Dothideomycetes, Mycosphaerellales, Mycosphaerellaceae. Bases 1 to 1380 code for a protein of 459 amino acids.
AUGGUUCAAGUCUCCACCCUGGCCACUCUGGCCGUAGCCGUCGUCGGCGUUCACUCAUUCGGCGCCAAAUGCCCGGACAACAAGUGUGCUCAAAAGGCCACGCCGUACUGUAGCUCCUACCUGGGCGUGCCCGCUGGCAAGACUGUUACAUCCACCACAACCUCCACUACAACUGUCAUCGUCACCAAGUACACCAACACCAAGAAUGUUCGCGGCAAGCCUACUACGAUCACCACCACAAUCACGGUCCCAAAGACAGAGAAGACCACUGUGACCUCGACUAGCGCCACUGAGACCCAAUCCACUGUGACUGUGGCGCCAACUUGCAAGGCACCAACUGUCAUCCCUGAUGUCCCAUCGGAGCUCGACCCAGAGGGCAUUCUUCUCAAGAGACAGAACCACAGCUAUGGCCAGCCAUACGGCCAGCCAGCCAAGCCAACCAAGCCAGCGUGCAUGAACUCCUACAAAGAGCGCGCCGACGUGACUAAGGCUUGCAAGUGUCUUUCUAUCAAGCCUUCGGUCACGACCGUGAAGAAGACUGCUACUAUCACUCAGACUAGCACUGUCAAGAAAUGCAAGGAAAUCACAACAGCACCUACCGUUACUAGCACCACUACGAUUGAGAAGGGCAAGACGACAAAGACUGAGACGACCACAACCAUUCUGAUCAAGACUCUCGAUCCGACUACGGUCACUGAAGGCCCUAUUGCUAUUCCAACAUCGUUCAACAUCGUGAGCAGCAACGCUCAAUUCGCCUUUGGCAAUGCUCCUGGCCCAGUAAUCCCUAACGGUCUUUAUGCCACAAUCGAUCCCGUUACGGAGGGUGGGCCAGUUGGUCAGCAGCAGCCCAUCGAUUUUGCCCAGGCAAUUGCUCAGCUCGCCACCGUCUUCAGCCUUGGAGAGGAUGGCGCUCUGACCAUUGGCGAUGACCAGGGGACCUUUGAACAGACGGCAUUCUUCACCACGGGCGAGGUCCUCGACGUGACGGGAGGCGACAACGACCCUCUGUUGAUUACCUAUGGUGCCGAUGCUGACCAGACCAAGCCUGUGUCCUGCGUAAUCGCCGCCAAUGAGGAUGGCACUUGCGGUCUUACAUGCACUGGUUCCGGCUUCGCUCCAGAAGUUCAAUACAUUUGUGGUCUUGACAAGUCUUUCUACAUCGGCUCUGGUCAGGAUGCUGAGUCUGGCGAUGCCACUUGCUUCGCAUUCUCGCCUCUUGUGGUCGAUGCCGCCUCGGUCACUAUUGAGCUACCAGAGACUGGCGAUCUGCCAGACCUUGGCGAUAUUCCGGACCUUACUUCAGGGGGUGGAGCUGUACUCAAGAAGAUCGCUCAACAGACUGUUGACAAGAGUGUACAUAGCUACGGUCGUCGCAUAUAA